Molecule: messenger RNA, 1034 nt
Organism: Drosophila bipectinata
Lineage: Eukaryota; Metazoa; Arthropoda; Insecta; Diptera; Drosophilidae
Source: RefSeq, a predicted model, not a curated record
AAAUGGCCAGCCACAUGUGGAACGUUUUCUUGGGAGUGCUGGUGCUGGAGCAGCUACUCGCCGGAACUCUGGCGGCGAAUCUAUCUCAACUAGUGAAGAAACAAGGCCAGCAGAAGCCAACGGUGGUCCAGUCCCCCCAGCCAAGUCAGCAGUCAAGGAUUCAGCAGCAGGAACAGCAGCAGUAUGUCCAUGAGGCCCAGGAACAGCAGGAGCUAAAGGUGGAGGAAGAAGACGAGCAUGAUUCCUACCAGAUGCUGCAGGAAGCGAAGCAGGAGUCCCGACUCCCCGCGUCAGCAAAUUAUCCGUGGAGUCCGUAUGCCGCAGCUCCAGGAAUUUCAGCCAAUCCCUACGAGCCCAUGCCCAAGAUGCUGCCCUUCAUUGGAUACGCCCAGCCAGUGCUGAUACCUUUCCCCCUCUACCUGGCGCCUGACAUGUUCUACCCCGCUUUCCCGGGGGCCAGCAACGAUCUUGAAGACGUAGUCAUGUCGAGAGCGGCAGGUGGACGUCGUCCCCCACCCAGCCAUCCUUCACCUGCCCGCAAUUCGCCGAUCUACUACGUCCGGCUGCCACCCACGCCGUACAUGUUCCUGCCCAACAUGCCGACGUCUCCGUUCGGUGGAGGAUUCUCCCCGCUUCUCACCUACCAGCCGAUGCCCUCAUUCUCCGCCUUCGGGUCCGUCUUUAAUCUUCCCGUCAACUUCCUGGCCAAUGGAAAGCCCUCUGGCAUCUACCAGGUCAAUGGUUCUCCCUCUGAGGGCUUGGGGCCUCUUUCGCCCAGCUUGGGAAGCGGCGGGGGAUACGGCAUGAGACCACCAACACCAAGUAACCCGUACAGGCCUAUGUCUGGGUCCUCUUCCAUGGGAGGCUAUGGAGGAUCCACUCAGGGCUUUGGUCUGGCUUCGAUGCCAGCUCCCCAGCAGGAUUCCAAGCUGACGUCCCUGAAACGUCCCUUCGUCUUCAACGGACGUCCCGAGGACAUCUAUAUCCUUCCGAACAACCUAAGUCCGAUCUACAACGAGCCGAGCUACUACUGA